CAAGACGCUGUGACCCUGAAGACUUUUCUUAGCUCAGACCCUCAUUCUCCCAGAGAGCCUGCAGGAGUACCAGCCAUGCUCGCUGCAACAGUCUCCCUGGUGGCCGCCAUCUGGGCAGAGCUCCAUCUGAAGAGUCUGCUGCUGGCUGCUGUUGCCUUCCUGUUCCUGGCUGACUACCUCAAAAAGCGGCGCCCCAAGAACUACCCGCCAGGGCCGAGGCCCCUGCCUUUCGUGGGCUGCUUGUUUUAUUUGGACCCAAAGCAGCCCCACCUAGCCCUCCAGAAGUUUGUGAAGAAAUAUGGGAAUGUUUUAAGCUGGGAUUUUGCUAAUAUACCCUCAGUGGUUGUAACUGGCAUGCCCUUAAUCAAAGAAGUCUUUACUCAAUUGGAGCCAAAUUUUCUGAAUCGUCCUGUCACUCUUCUCCGAAAACAUCUCUUUAAGAAAAAUGGACUGAUCUUCUCCAGUGGCCAGACAUGGAAGGAGCAAAGAAGGUUCGCCUUGAUGACUCUGAGGAACUUUGGGUUGGGAAAGAAGAGCUUAGAGCAGCGCAUACAGGAGGAGGCCAGCUAUCUUGUGGAGGCCAUAAAAGAAGAGGGAGGACAGCCUUUUGACCCUCACUUCAAUAUCAAUAAUGCAGUUUCCAAUAUCAUUUGCUCUAUCACCUUUGGGGAGCGCUUUGAGUACCAGGAUAGUCGGUUUCAGGAGAUGCUGAGGCUACUGGAUGAGGCCAUGUGUUUGGAGUCAUCACUGAUGUGCCAUCUCUACAAUAUCUUUCCGAGGAUAAUUCAUUAUCUUCCUGGAUCGCACCGAACACUUUUCAGAAACUGGGGAAAGCUGAAAUUGUUUGUUUCUGAUAUAGUUGACAAUCACCGGAGAGACUGGAACCCUGAUGAGCCAAGAGACUUCAUUGACGCUUUCCUCACAGAAAUGACAAAGUACCCAGACAAUACUACAAGUUUCAAUGAAGAAAACCUCAUUACCACCACUCUGGACCUCUUUUUUGCUGGAACAGAGACAACAUCCACGACCCUGCGCUGGGCUCUUCUCUAUAUGGCCCUUUACCCAGAAGUCCAAGAAAAAGUGCAGGCUGAGAUUGACAGAGUGAUUGGCCAUGGGAGGCAGCCAAGCCUGGCUGACCGAGAGUCCAUGCCCUACACCGAUGCUGUCAUCCACGAGGUGCAGAGGAUGGGCAACAUCAUUCCCUUUAAUGUUCCCAGGGAAGGGGCAGUUGCCACCAAGUUGGCUGGAUUUGACCUGCCAAAGGGAAUCAUGGUCCUGACCAACCUAACCGCAUUGCACAGGGACCCCAAAGAGUGGGCCACUCCAGAUGUCUUCAACCCAGAACACUUUCUGGAGAAUGGAGAGUUCAAGAAGAGAGAGGCUUUUCUGCCAUUCUCAAUGGGAAAACGAGCUUGUCUUGGAGAGCAAUUGGCCAGGUCUGAGCUGUUCCUUUUUAUCACUUCCCUUAUCCAAAAAUUUACCUUCAAGCCCCCAGUCAAUGAGAAGCUGAGCCUGCAGUUCAGAAUGUCGGUUACCCUUUCGCCCGUCAGUCACCGCAUCUGUGCAGUUCCUAGGCUGUGAUGUUGAAAAGGAAAGUAUGAAGAAAUGGCAUCUGCUUGGAAGACACUGGUGCCUCCUCACAUCUGAGGGGACAGAAUGAAGGUGACCAGGGAAGUGGGUAUAAUGAGACGAAAGUGAUUGAAUCCAAUUAUGGAUUCAUAAGUGGAAAGCCAUUUAUGAGCUCAAUUACACUCCUCACCUAAGAUUUUGAGAGGAAAAUGAUUCCUCCAGUAAAGAAAAUGCCUGCAGGGAUCAUGAGAAAUGGUGGAUUAAAUUGAUAUAGAAAUCACAAAAAUGAUCAUAAAAGUUAUGCCUUUACUUGCCCCUCUUUUUCUCCUUUCAUUAAUGUACAUUUGCUUCUUGUAGCCUGUGCAGAAGAGAGGGUGUCCAUGUAGGCUCUUCCAAUGGCUAGCUCUGCCUCUGAGUGGGUUUCUUGGAAGUCAGCAGGGCAGGAUAAUUCCCAGCCGGCAGGGGAGGCAAGUGCUGGGGAAGCAGUUUCUAUGACUUACAUAUAGCAGUUGUAUGUAACCUAGGACACAAGACAUGGUGGACUAUAACCAUAGGAAAGUAAAUCCCAGAAGCAGAUUUGAAGACAAAUUGGAAUAAUUUUCUGUUUCUACAGUAACUUCUUGCCUCGAGUCGUCCACUAGACAUUUAUUCCUACAUACAUUCUCACAUAGGACCUGGCUGUGUUAGCUGUGAAUAUCAUUUCCAACUGGGAUUUAACCUUAGGUGGUUCCUAUUAUCAACCAGAAUUUACUCGGCCCCCAGCAGUGGAUUUUUCAACAGGGCAUGAUAAAUGGCAAAAUUCUUCCUGGGUAUGAUCAGUGAGGUGAGUUAAUGAUUAUAAAGUAGGUCUAAUAACAUUGAUAGGAAGGUUUUAAUCUACUUACAACUAAAGCAAGAAAAAUGCUAAUAAAGUAGCUAUCACCCCCAAAUUUUUGGUCCUUAAGAUUCCAGAGAUUCUGGAACAACACAAUAAACUAUUAUAUCAAGGAAGCAUUUGACUGCAAUAGCCUGAGGUUCCCAAGGACAGAAGCAAGGCAGCUCUAGUAGCUCUGCACACUUACUUAUCUUCCCCCGUUCCACACCCAGGCAUCUGUAGCUUACAACAUAAGCCAAAUAUUAACUUAAAGAUUAUUUCUCUUUAGCACUUGAACAAUUCACACUAGCAAGGGAUUUCCUUAGUCUCAUGGGCUACUGUUGCUCUCAAGAUCUAAACCUCAGACCCUGUCUUUUUAUGCACAGUCUUAUUAAAAGAUCUUUAUUGGAGACCUGUCUUUGAGCUUCUCUGUGGAACUUUUACCAAGAAAAAAUCUCCAAGUUUUAGCUAACAUUGCUUUGCUUUCUGGGUGUGAUUUUAAUAUACAUAUGUGCCUUUUUAGUCCAAAUUCACCCUAUUAAAUUUAUAGGGUACAUAUCAUCAUGCCUAUGGAAGAAUAAUGACUCCAUAAUAAAUUGAUAUAUCAUUUUCUGUU
This is a messenger RNA of Arvicola amphibius (Eurasian water vole), 3038 nucleotides long. Its product is annotated as cytochrome P450 2J3. Gene Ontology annotation, biological process: xenobiotic metabolic process. NCBI's taxonomy places the organism in Eukaryota, Metazoa, Chordata, Mammalia, Rodentia, Cricetidae. The transcript has 9 exons. Gene Ontology annotation, molecular function: heme binding; iron ion binding; oxidoreductase activity, acting on paired donors, with incorporation or reduction of molecular oxygen, reduced flavin or flavoprotein as one donor, and incorporation of one atom of oxygen. Bases 76 to 1581 code for a protein of 501 amino acids. The record is from RefSeq and is a predicted model, not a curated record. Gene Ontology annotation, cellular component: intracellular membrane-bounded organelle; cytoplasm.